UGAGUUCAUUGAAUUCUCCAUUUGUUGCUGACAGAUUCCUGGAGGAUGGAGAUGUUUAGAGCUUUUUUGAAGAGUCCCAUUGGUCCCAAAACAACUCAUUUCUGGGGCCCUGUUUUCAACUGGAGCCUCCCUAUUGCAGCAUUUGUAGACACAAAGAAACCCCCGUACAUGAUAUCAGGCCACAUGACUGCAGUUAUGAGCGGAUACUCGGCAUUGUUCAUGAGGUUUGCUUGGAUGGUACAACCACGCAACAUCCAUCUUCUCGUCUGCCAUGCCUCGAACGAGACCGUGCAGCUUUAUCAGCUCUCCCGUUGGAUUAAUGCUCAGCAGAAGUCACAGAAGAAUUAUGAAACUGAGACCCUAAGCAGCAACAAAGAAGACUAGUGGCACGCUAGUGAAGUGAUCAUUACGCCUUGAUCUUCAGUAAAAACCUUAA
Hibiscus syriacus is the source of this 436-nucleotide messenger RNA. Its product is annotated as mitochondrial pyruvate carrier 1-like. The transcript is spliced from 5 exons. The record is from RefSeq and is a predicted model, not a curated record. The coding region runs from base 46 to 384 and encodes 112 amino acids. Gene Ontology annotation, biological process: pyruvate import into mitochondria. Lineage: Eukaryota; Viridiplantae; Streptophyta; Magnoliopsida; Malvales; Malvaceae. Gene Ontology annotation, cellular component: mitochondrial inner membrane.